CUCCCCCUUUUCACCUCCUGAGAGGUGAAAAUGGCGCAGCAAGGAAUCCAGCUGGACCAGGAAAAGCUCUGCUGUGCCGUCUGUCUGGAUGUACUGAAGGAACCAGUGACUCUUCCCUGUGGACACAGCUACUGUAUGAGCUGUAUCGAAAACAUAUGGGGCCACGGAGACCAGAAGGAAACCCACAGCUGUCCUCAGUGCAGACAGACCUUUGGACCGAGGCCUUCCCUCGUGAAAAACACCAUGCUGACGGAUUUAGUGGAGGAACUGAAGAAGAAGGGUCUCGCAGCUGCUGCAGCUGAUGCCUGCUAUGCCGCACUAGAAGAUGUGGCCUGUGAUUUCUGCACUGGGAGGAAACUGAAAGCUCUCAAGUCCUGUCUGCAGUGCCUGGUGUCCUACUGUGAGCACCACCUCCAGCCUCACUAUCAGGUUGACCAAUUUAAGAAACACGUGCUGGUUGACCCCUCCGGGAAGCUUCAGGAGAACAUCUGCACUCGUCACAACGAGGUGCUGAAGAUAUUCUGCCGCACUGAUCAACAGUGUGUUUGCAUUCUGUGCUCCAUGGACGAACACAAAGGCCACGACACGGUCUCCGCCGCGGCGGAAAUGGCCGAGAGGCAGAAGGAGCUCGGGGAGACUCGCCAGAGGAUCCAGCAGAGAAUCCAGCGCGGUGAGCGAGACAAGAAGGUGCUUCAGCAGGAGGUGGAGGCUAUCAAUCGCUGCGCCGAUGAAGCCGUGAGGGACAGCGAGAAGAUCUUCACGGACGCGAGGCAGCAGAUCAGAUCCCGUCAGAAAUCGGAAGUGAGUGACGUCAAUGCGCUUCAGGGGCGGCUGCGGCAGGAGAUCUCGGACCUGCGCGGCAAAGACGCCGAGCUGGAGCUGCUGUCCCGCACGGGGGACCACACCCGGUUCCUGCAAAGCUACGCCUCGCUCAAGAGCCUCGGCGAGGCUAAAGAGUCCCCCGGUGCCGGCAUCCGUUUCCAGCGGUAUGGCGAGGAGGUGGCCGCGGCGGUAUCGGAGGUCAGAGGUCAACUACAGGACCUCCUCAGUGAGGAACGGAGCAGCAUCUCGCUGGAAGGGACUGAGGAGGUUUUACGGCCACAAGCAGAGCCAGAGACUAGAGCAGAUUUCCUCAAAUACUCAUCUACACUUCAACUGGAUCCAAGUUCUGCACAUAGAUGUGUAAGAGUUAAUAGUAGGCAAGAGGCGCAGUUCUAUUAUCACAAUUGUUACUGCAGUCCACACCCAGACAGAUUCACCGACUGGCACCAGGUGUUGUGUAGAGAAGGCCUGACUGGACGAUGCUACUGGGAGGUGGAGUGCGUGAAUUUGGCUGGAGGAGACAUUUUUGUUGCAGUCGCUUACAAGAGCAUGAACAGGUCAGGGGUUCAGAGUGCAUUUGGAAGCGACAACUCGUCCUGGGCACUGCAAUGCUUCCACAGCGGUUAUGAAUUUAGACACAACAACGUCAGAACCUCCAUCCCAGGCCCUCUGACCUCCACAGUAGGAGUGUACCUGGACCACAGUGCAGGAACUCUGUCCUUCUACAGUGUCUCUGAGACCAUGAGGCUCCUCCACAGAGUCCAGACCACAUUCACUCAGCCGCUCUGCCCUGGACUUGGUGUGCAUGAGACUGGAGGCUCUGUUAAAAUCUCGUGAAGAUUCCUAAUGUAGCGUUUGUUUGCUUUCCUCCCACAAAGUUGUUGCUUCUCAUAAUGACCAGCAAGUUUUGUAGUAAUUCAUAGGAAAGAUGUGUAUACAAAGUAAACAAUUACAAACUUGAAAUGUACAUUUCUAAAAUAAAAGUAAUAACAAUUGUGUGCGGGUUAGCGCUAAAAGAAGUUUGUGGUUUAAAAUUUAUAUUUUUAUUUUUACAUGGAACAUGUGAUAUUGUCAUUUGGACUUAUCUUCAAAACAUGUAUCUGUUUAUUGAGUCUCUUUAGUCUGUCUGUAUUUUUCCUGUAAUAUUCCAGCUCUGUUGAGGCCUUGAGGCCCUUCUUCACAACAUUUUAAUAAAUCAAACACAAAUAAA
This is a messenger RNA of Gasterosteus aculeatus aculeatus (three-spined stickleback), 2032 nucleotides long. RefSeq names its product E3 ubiquitin/ISG15 ligase TRIM25. NCBI's taxonomy places the organism in Eukaryota, Metazoa, Chordata, Actinopteri, Perciformes, Gasterosteidae. Gene Ontology annotation, molecular function: zinc ion binding; protein binding. The record is from RefSeq and is a predicted model, not a curated record.